This is a messenger RNA of Magallana angulata, 4186 nucleotides long. RefSeq names its product proprotein convertase subtilisin/kexin type 5-like. The record is from RefSeq and is a predicted model, not a curated record. Lineage: Eukaryota; Metazoa; Mollusca; Bivalvia; Ostreida; Ostreidae. Bases 63 to 3821 code for a protein of 1252 amino acids. The transcript has 3 exons.
AAAGUCUUGGGGUACUUUCAGUUUAGUCUUUGAACGCAAAAGCAAUCUCAUAACAAACAAAAAUGUUUAUCAGCAGCGUUGUUGUCGUGGGAUUCAUUGGUGUCGUAUUCAAAGUAUCCAUGGCUUUGGAUGCGAAAAGAUGCGUUUUUCCAAAGGGAGUGUUGAAUGGACAAUGUGUAGAGUGUCCAGUGGAUACACUAUAUGAGCAUGUAGAAUCUUAUUUUUAUCAUGCUAAUAAUUUGGAUGAUUGGUAUGCAAAGAAAAUUAUUCGAAAAGACCAAAGUUAUCACAAAUGUGUCGAAGCAUGUUCUUCAAAAUAUCCUAUUGUUGGUCCAGAUAGAGUGUGUGUUUCGAGUUGUUCGGGGAAAGAAAUGGUGAUCGGAGACAGAAAAUUCUGUAAAGAUGAGAACAUUAAUAAUGGAUUUUGUAUGAGAAACGAAUGCCUGAAACACAAAUUUAAAUGCUUUUACAUGGAGUGUUUUAGAAGAUGCCCUGCCUUUACAGUCAUUUACAAUUAUAGUUGUGUGGUUGAGUGUUUUGAAGAAAAACCGUACAUAUUUAACGGGGAGUGUGUUAAUCAAUGUCCCGAAAAAUAUGUUUUAGACGAUAAAAUGUGUCAGAAAACUUGUUCAAGCGGUCGAAUUCUUUUCAAUACAACAUGUGUUGAUAAGUGUCCCAAAAGUAAGGAGUAUGUCGAUGAACAACAAUGUGUUUCAGAAUGCCCACUCCAAAAGUUGUAUCAGGAUAAAAUGUGCGUAGAGAACUGUUCAGAAGUGUUUGUUCUGGAUGGAAGGAUAUGCAGGACAAAAUGUCCAUCAGAUUUCUUUGAACAUAAUAAAAUAUGUGUUGACAUCUGUCCAAACCAUACAUUUGUAGAGAAUAAAAAAUGUGUCGAUAUCUGCUCCAGUGGAUUUUAUAAAUAUAAAUCACAUUGUGUAGAUACUUGUCCUCCUGACAAUUUCAUCGAUGAGUCAAAUAAUGUAUGUGUCAAAAACUGCAAUGGAUCUAAAUAUCACCUGAAGAAAAAUAUUUUUUGCCUGGACAAAUGCCCCGAAAACAUGGCCGAAGUCAAUUUAACAUGCGUAAAUCAGUGUCCCCAAAAUCGACCAUUUUUUCACCAGGGGUCAUGUCUUGCAGAUUGUCCGGUUUCGGCCAAGAAUUUUGAAAAGAAAAGAGAACCCGGCAACAAAUCAACAUAUACGUGUGUAAACAAAUGCAAAAAAUACACAUCUUCCAUGAGCAACAUGUGUGUCGAUGCCUGUUCUUCGGAGCAAGUUUUGUUUCAAGAGGUUUGUCAAGAACAAUGUCCAGCUUCAGAUCCUUACAAAGUACAUCUGCCCGCAAAUCUUCAAGAAGAACCCACUUUUAUGUCGAUCAAAAAUCUCAAAAGACCAAUAAACGCUUUUGUGAUAUGUGAGAAAGCUUGUCCAUCAAAUUUUGUUCGUGACAAUGAAGAUUGCUAUGUUGAAUGUCCGAAUGACAAAAAAAGUAUGAUUUAUAAUAUGACUUGUUUUCAGCAUUGUCCUGACGAAUACCCAUUUGUAAUCAAAGAAAACAGUAGAAGUAUUUGCACAAAUAGUUGUAAAAAAUUGCGUUUUCGACAGGAAUGCCUAGAUAAGUGCCCACACUCUCAUUCGUCGAUACAUAGAGGGGAAUGUGUACAGUGUAAUCAAAUCGGAAUGUAUGAAGAAAACCAUCACUGUGUAAAUAGCUGUAAAGUCGUUCAGUUUGAAAAAAGAUGCUACGAUACAUGUCCUUCAGCAGCUAAAUUUGUUUACAACGGCUCUUGUGUUCGAACAUGUCCUUCAAACGCUAACAAAGUAGAUAGACGGAGAUACGAUAGAUAUACCAUAUUUGUUUGCAUUGAUUCUUGUCCUACGGAUAAAUAUAUUUUUGGGAACAAAUGCGUAUCUAGUUGUCCUAAUCCUAAUACUGCAAUAUACAAAAACGAAUGCGUACAGUGCAGCAAACUAGGGAUGUAUACAGACAACCAGCAUUGUGUAAACAGCUGCAACGUUGUUCAGUAUGAAAAUCAUUGCUACAAUUCUUGUCCUCAAACUUAUAAAUUUAUGUACAAUGGAACAUGUCUUCAUUCCUGUCCUUCAAAUGCUAAGAAGGUAGAUGAACAGCAUCACGAGCCAAACAACUUCUUUGUUUGUAUGGAAACGUGUCCUUCUGAAAAAUACACCUUUGAAAACAACUGUGUAUCCAGCUGCCCUGACAGAAAACGACUCCCAGUUAAUGGUGAAUGUAUGGCAUGCCAUGAAGUCGGAAAAUAUGACGACGGAUCAAAGUGUGUUGAUAUGUGUCCUAAUCUACACUAUGAGUAUCGCUGUGUUGAUUAUUGUCCUACAUAUCCUACAUAUUUCAAAAUAUUCAACAAAACCUGUGUUCGCAAUUGUCCUAAAACAGCACCUCUAAGCAGUUUUAUCUAUAAUUAUAUUGCAAAGAGAAAUGACUAUAGAUGUCUUAAAAAUUGUCCGAUAGGUACAUACUUAAAAGAAAACAAAUGCGUGAAGUGGUGUGAAACUGGUUAUCUUAUUUUAAACAAAUUAUGUGUGAAAAAAUGUCCCGUAGACGCUCCAUAUAUUUCAAGUGAUUACGUUCAAAAUACAUAUAAUAGAGAGUGCUUAAAAUUCUGUAAGGAGUCCGAUUAUUUACUUAACUUUACCUGUAUGGAAAAAUGCCCAAAAGGAUUCUUCGGUCAUGAUAAACAGUGCCUUCAGAAAUGCCCAAUUGAUUUUCCUUAUAUCAGCCAAGAUUAUGUUUGUGUCAAGAGGUGUAAUACUCUUCGACGAGGUAUGAAUUGCUUCGACAAGUGUCCACGUAAAACAUUUCAAUAUAAUCAAACAUGUGUGCAAAAUUGUCCUUUGAGUAAACCAUAUAACUUAAAAGGUAACUGUGUAGAUAUUUGUCCACACUUCUUGAUGAAGAAAACAUGUUAUAAACAGUGUCCUUCUGGACUAGUUGGAUAUCAAAAGAAGUGUCUUCUACAGUGUCCAUUUAAAGCUAGAUAUAAAUACAAAUGGGAGUGUAUUCCACAGUGCCCAAAAAAUGCAUUAUUAGGUUUCAUCAGAUAUACAUGUUUUGAUACGUGUCCGCAGGGUGAAUUCAAAUAUUCUCAAAAGUGCGUAGAACUAUGCCCAAAGGAUGCACCAUAUGAUUUCAAUGGAGAAUGUGUGAAAUAUUGUGCAGGUUAUUUGGACGGUCUUAGUUGUUAUAAGCAAUGCCCAGAUAAAAUGUUUGCGUUCACAGGAAAGUGCAUUCCAAAAUGCCCCGAAGAAGCCCCCUUUAUAAACAUAAAAAACUGUGUAAGAACUUGUCCUUAUGUCCACGAUAGUCAAUUAAACUGCAUGAAAGAUUGCCCAGAACAAACAUAUCCUCAUGGGAAGCAAUGUAAAGCUGGCUGUCCACCAGACCGACCUUUUUCAGGACCUGUUUUUGAUCCAAAAUGCGUGGAUAAGUGUGAUAAUUAUGAGCUCGCCUCAGAGACCAACAAGUGCAUUUCACGUUCAAGCUGUUCCGCCUUUAUAUAUGGCAUGCGGUGUUUAUCGAAAUGUCCAUCUCACACCUAUUUACUAUAUUCCAAAGACGAAAAAAUUUGUAAAUCGUUAAUAUCCGUUUAUUUUAUGAUGUGCGUCUUAUCUUUCAUUGUGGUUAUAGCCGUUGCCUUUGUGAUAAGAGUUGUUUACCAUUGCUGCAAAAUGCUAGGGGACGAAAAACAGCAAAUUGUAAGCUCUGAAGAGUUGAACUGUGAUGAUGAGCCUACUUUAUUAGAAAUAAUAGAAUUUUCUCUAGUGUUUAUAUUUAGUCGGCAAUGAAAAAGAAAUAUAAAUUAACGGUGUCUCCACUGUGUGUUAAAAAUGAUUUUACAUUUUAAUUCAUUACACAAUGUUAAUAUUUUUGGUGGGAUUUUAUUAUUAGGAUUCUACAUUGCCUUAUAGUCGAUAAGAAUAUAAUAAAGAAGCGCAUUUCUCUUCUUAUGACCUAAUUUUUUUUUCUAGAGUAGAAAAAAAGACGAAAAUAUUUGGUCAACAGACUUUUAAACGAUAUGUAUAUAUUCAUUCUUUACGUAUUCCUUGAUAUAUUUUUAUGUAUAUUUGCGCUACGUUUUGAAAAAUUUACUCAUGUAAUAAAAGAAAACUUCUGAUUUUGUUUUAAUAAUCUGAGUCAAAGGUCAAAAGCA